AGUGUGUUGGUGUCGCUCUCUAUGAUCGUAUUCUGAUCCUAAGAUUUGUUGGUGUGUAAAAAUUGAGUGUAGACAAGACAAUGUGUGUGAUUUAUGUUUGGUUGUUGACAAUAUAUGUUGACUCAUGGUUGAUAUAAUUGCACAUUGCAAUUAUUCUAAUUUUGAUUUUCUAUAUUUAUAAAAUCAUGUCAAAGUCUGGUGUUAUUUUUAAUGGUGAAAAUACAAGUGAUGUGAAAGAUUAUACCAACGACGCGAACGUCAACAUGGGUGCUGCUAUCAACGAUAACUCUUGUUCUAAGCAUUUAGAAACAUUCAAUUCCAAGGAUAAUAAGGCAGGACUCAUUCCUUAUCCCUGUGAUUUUGACCACAUAUAUGCUAGUAAUAUGAGUGAAAGUGAAAAUAAUGGGGAUAAAAAUUCGGAAAUCGUACAUUUGAAGGAACUACUUUUGUUGCAUCUGGACCUUAUCCAACAACAGUCGGAACAGCUAGUUACCAAAGAUAAACAAAUUACAGCUCUAAAGCAAGAAAAUGACACUUUGAAGCAGAGGCUCGAGCGAAUGGAUAGGAGAGUAACUUUACAAAAACAUAAAGAGUUAUCUGAAGUAAUAACAUCAAAUCAAUUACCAGAUACAGAAGUAGAGGAAAUUGCAUCAGCUGCAGACUUGGUUGUAAAUCAAGAAAGUGAUGUCUCUUUAACUCCAGUGGCUACAGCAGAGGACACGAAUCAUAUUGUGAGGCGUCGUAGGAGGGAUGACAAACUGAGUGUAAGUGGUAGUGUGUGGAGUGCCAGUGGCCCGAAAAGAAGAAACAGAAGUUUAUCAUGGACAUCUUCUGUUACAAGUACAGAUGCUACUUCAACAACAAAGGUAAAUGGUGGAAAAUUAAUAAAGAGAGACAGGCAUCAAAGAAGAGAAAGGACAAGGAAAAAAAGAUCAAAAAAAGAAGAUCCCAAUGAAAAGAGGGAUGACAACAUCCUGACAACUGAUAGUCCUUAUUACACUCCUGUGGGUGACGCUAAUAACCUGUGGAACCCAGAGGAAAUACCAGUCAGCGGUUGCGUCCUUGAGGUUCCCAGUUGGAGGGUUAAAGUUUUUACCAGUUGUUAUACUAUGGAAGGAACUGAAAAUCUUUCUGAUGAUGUUUUUGAUAGAAGACAUUCCAGACUGGAAAUCGAUGAAAGGCGGAGGAAAAGGUGGGAUGUGCAGAGAAUAAGGGAACAGAGACAACUGGAGAAACUAAGACAGCGUGGGAGGAAGAGAAGUGGAGGUGGUUGUGAUGGAGAGGAACUUAUGUCCCUAUGGCCAUCUCCAGAUCAGGCUCAGUAUCUCCAAGUUCAGGAUUCUCUUCCAGUAGCAGCUUUUGGCUGCCCAAUCACAAAAUUAAACCCUGUUGAUUCAGAGUUUACAUUGCCAUGGGUCAAUGGUAGAGACUUCGGCCGAAGUCGACCAUCUUAUAUUUCACGGAAGAAGAGAUGAAUUCUUGAGAUUGUUGAUAUUGAGUACAAGAAGAGGACUUUCACGUUAAUAAAAUUACCUUUUUUCUAUCAGAGCUGUAUUUUUGUUGCAACCACUCUGUAGACAAGUCUCAGUAAAAUAGACAUUCAAUGGCUUGUUUA
Molecule: messenger RNA, 1615 nt
Organism: Homalodisca vitripennis (glassy-winged sharpshooter)
Lineage: Eukaryota; Metazoa; Arthropoda; Insecta; Hemiptera; Cicadellidae
Product: male-specific lethal 1 homolog
Exons: 7
Coding region: 186-1475 (429 amino acids)
Cellular component (GO): MSL complex
Source: RefSeq, a predicted model, not a curated record